CCAGUAGGCGUUAGACCAAGAUUCUGAACUAAUUAUUUUCGUAUUCGUAGAAAUAUUAUUUCUUUUUUUUUGGCUAACAAAUGGUUCACGUCAUAAAAAAAUUCUCUGUUGGUCACAAAACAUCGCAAAAAAUUCACCAAGUGCAAUAUAUAAACACAAUAAGCCAAAUUUUUGUAUAGGCCAAGGUCGCCAAUAGCCACUAGACAACGCACACUGGGGUUUUGACCGAGGAAGCAGCCGAGUCGGGCUUGCCAAUUUUGAAAGAAGACCCUACGAAAAUGGUCAUGGAAAAGGAUCAACUUGACCAGAAGUCCAGCUAUGACAGUCUCGCCCGGAGGAGCUCGAGCAUCCAAGAUGUUAUAAGUCCCACCAACAGCGACAUGACCUUCAUGGAGCACAGCACACCCAGUGUCCUGCAAGUGCCACCGAAGACUGGCAAGAAGGAGCGGGAGCGGGAUCGGGAUCGGAAUCGGAAUCGGGAUCUAGAUCUGAGCGAUGGAGAAUCAUACCAGGAAGAGGCCAGCUCUGAAGCCAUUGGCAGCAAGCUCAAAGAGGAGCUGUCCAAGUACAAGCAGGAGCUCAAGGAGUACAACGAUACCACCAAGGAGCUGGAGGAGAAGUACAUGAAGAUCAACUACGAGCUGAACGAGAUGCAACAGAAGCACGAUAAGUUUGUGGAGGGCAGGAGAAAGCAUCCCACUACCGAGGUGGAGAUGGAGAGCGAAUUAGAUCCCGAGGAUCCCUUCUACAACUCGGCCAGCAGUGCAACUUCUCAGAUGACAAUCCGACGUAAGAGUCCCGAGGUGAUGCAGAGCAACACCAGCUUUAUGACCGUUCUAUCGGCACAGAGCUCCUACGAUCAACUCGCCCGGAAAAAGAAGUACUCGUCGUCGAGCAGAAGCUCUCAGCCCCAGUCCCAGCAGGAUCGCCGUACGCCGAAGACUAGCAAAGUCUAUGAUAGUCGGAUUGUGGAAACUCUGGCCAAUCGGCAGGUGAAGCGGCGAAAGAGAUCCCUGGAGCAGCAGAAGGAGGAUAUGGAGCCCUCUGGCUUCAAGGAAAUGUAUCAUGUGCUCAAUGAUGUGAUCAAUAUGCCACAGGAUCGCAAAUACACCCACGAAAGGGAUCGAGAUGCCGGCAAUCUGGGCCAACUCCUGACCACCAUCCAAAGCCUGAAGAGCGAGCAGGUGCAGUUCCGUUCGCUCAUCCAGCAGCAGCACGAGAGGAUCGCAGACUACCACACGCGCUGUGUAAAGGCCCAGGAGAUCAUGAACACCCAAAAGCACGAGAUCGACAAGCUCAACGCGAACAACAAGCAGCUGGAGUCAAGCAUCUACCACGACAUCGACAGUCUCCGGUGCAAGAUCGACACCAAGCUGAAGAGCGUUUCCCAUUUGCCCAAGAUGAUGCGGGAGGAGCACACCAAGUACGAGAAGGUAAUGCGAGAGAACUGUCUACUGGCGGAUAAGCUACAUGUCCUCCAACAGGAGGCCAUGCAACUGAAGGUCAAGAUCGAUGAGCUCGGGCGCCGCAAGCAGGCCGCCGUGAACAGGCUAAAGGCAGCCGAAAGGGAUCUCAAGAUCUUCAAGAACUACAAUUCAUCUUUAAAGUCUGAAAAGACUCGAUUAUCACGGGAAUUGUCAAGCAUGAAGGAUCAGCUGGAGCAGCUCCAGGUCAGCAGCAAGCGACAGCUCUCUCGCCAUAGGGAGCAGAGCGAAAAGCAGCGGAGGGAUCUGCAAAAGAGGAUCUACGACCUGGAGCUGAAGCUUGGCAGAAGUCAGAACUCCACGUCGAGUCUGAUCCAGGAGCGGGACAGUCUGAUAGCCGAGCUCCAGACGCAACUCCACACGCUGGUCCACAACUUCGAGGUGUCACAGAAGCACAUCAGGGUCCUGCGACGACACAUUUAUUCCAUGACGAAUCCAAACGGUGGCGUCGGCAUCAAUUCCAGCGGUGCCGCCGGCAUUGGGAACGGCUCCCAGCGACCUAGUUUGAUGCGGUUAAAUCAGGCAUGCAGUAACACAAUGACCGGACGACUCGGUAACCCUCGAAUGCUGAAGGAAAAGAUAUAGGUUUUGCGCCUGCAUUAGUUCCCUCAGUGUGGACUCCGGACAACUUUAUGAUAUGGUUUGUCAGCAUUGGAACCAUUUCAUCAGGUUGCCUGGACUCUCUUUUUCUAAGGUGUUACCGAGACAAAGAUUCUUUCACUUUCUGAUGAUCCUAUAAAUAUUUUAUUAAUUUUUUA
Molecule: messenger RNA, 2242 nt
Organism: Drosophila serrata
Lineage: Eukaryota; Metazoa; Arthropoda; Insecta; Diptera; Drosophilidae
Biological process (GO): regulation of cilium assembly
Cellular component (GO): centrosome
Source: RefSeq, a predicted model, not a curated record